AUCUCAUUUCAUUGCAGCAAAGAAAGCAAUUCAGCUUCCUGUUCUCAGAAAUGGCUGUUCCUGGAGCUUUCAUCAGACCAUACAAACCUUCACCGGCAUGUCUUCCACCCCCAAAGCUCACCUGCAGAGGAAGAAGACAGUGUUGCAUCAAAGCAUCUUCCGGCGCCGGCGAAGGGCUGAGUGAAGAGUACGGUGAGAUUGUGAAGAGUGAGAAAAGAGAUGGUCGGAAAAGCGAUUUCUGGCUGGAGAAACCUUCGACGCCAUUGCUGGACACGAUUAACUUUCCUGUCCAUAUGAAGAACCUCUCCACGAAGGAUCUGGAGCAGCUGGCGGCGGAGCUGAGGGCGGAGAUCGUGCACACGGUGGCGAAGACAGGAGGGCAUCUGAGUUCGAGCUUAGGGGUGGUGGAGCUGACGGUGGCGCUGCACCAUGUCUUCAACACCCCCGACGACAAGAUCAUAUGGGACGUCGGCCAUCAGGCCUAUGGGCAUAAGAUUCUCACCGGUCGGAGGUCAAGAAUGUACACCAUCCGGAAAACAUCGGGGCUCGCCGGAUUCCCCAAGAGGGACGAGAGCAACUACGACGCUUUCGGCGCCGGCCAUAGCUCCACCAGCAUCUCUGCAGGCCUCGGAAUGGCUGUGGCAAGAGAUCUACUAGGAAAGGACAACAGCGUCGUGUCCGUAAUCGGCGAUGGCUCAAUGACGGCCGGACAAGCCUACGAGGCCAUGAACAACGCCGGAUUCCUCGACUCGAACCUAAUCAUUGUGUUGAACGACAACAAACAGGUUUCGUUGCCCACAGCAACGCUCGACGGCCCGGCCCGGCCAGUCGGUGCCCUCAGCACGGCGCUGAGCAAGCUCCAAGCUAGCCCUAAAUUUCGACAGCUCCGGGAAGCUGCAAAAAGCAUUUCGAAGCAAAUCGGGAGCCAAGCCCACGAAGUCGUCGCCAAGGUAGACGAAUACACGAAAGGGAUGCUCACGACGUCGGUGUCUACGCUGUUCGAAGAGCUCGGAUUGUAUUACAUCGGUCCCGUGGACGGACACAAUGUCGAGGAUUUGGUCACAAUAUUUGAGAAAGUUAAGGCGAUGCCGGCGCUCGGGCCAGUCCUAAUCCAUAUCAUUACCGAAAAGGGCAAAGGCUAUCCUCCGGCCGAGGCAGCAGCCGAUCGGAUGCACGGCGUCGUCAAGUUCGACCCUGCAACCGGGAAGCAGAUUAAGGCUAAGUCCUCGACGCUUUCGUAUACACAGUACUUUGCCGAGUCACUGAUAAGAGAGGCCGAGGCCGAUAGCCGGAUUGUGGCUAUCCACGCAGCUAUGGGCGGCGGGACGGGUCUCAACUAUUUCCAAAAACGAUUCCCCGGCCGUUGCUUCGAUGUUGGCAUCGCCGAGCAGCACGCCGUCACGUUCGCGGCUGGCUUAGCCACCGAGGGCCUCAAGCCGUUUUGCGCCAUUUAUUCGUCCUUCCUACAACGAGGUUACGAUCAGGUGGUCCAUGAUGUGGAUCUUCAAAAGUUGCCGGUCCGGUUCGCCAUGGACCGAGCUGGUUUAGUCGGCGCAGACGGGCCAACUCACUGCGGAUCAUUCGAUGUGACAUAUAUGGCCUGCUUGCCUAACAUGGUGGUUAUGGCACCGUCGGACGAGGCUGAGCUAAUGCAUAUGGUGGCUACGGCGGCUCUCAUAGACGAUCGCCCUUGUUGCUUCAGGUUUCCGAGGGGCAACGGCGUUGGAGCCAUUCUUCCCAGGGACAACAAAGGAACGCCGCUUGAGAUCGGCAAGGGAAGAAUACUCGUGGAGGGCUACAGAGUUGCGAUCCUCGGAUACGGCACAAUAAUACAGCAAUGUCUAGGAGCAAUAGAAAUGCUCAAAUCCUACGAUGUCUACGCAACACUAGCCGAUGCAAGAUUUUGCAAGCCAUUGGACACCAAUCUAAUCCGAUCGCUUGCCAAGGAGCACGAGAUUCUGAUCACCGUGGAGGAGGGCUCGAUCGGAGGCUUUGGAUCGCACGUCACACACUUUCUAAGCCUCAAUGGAAUCCUCGACGGACCCCUCAAGGUGAGAUCGAUGGUUCUUCCAGACAGAUAUAUAGAUCAUGGAGCUCCACAGGAUCAAAUGGAAGAAGCAGGUUUGUCUUCGAAGCAUAUUUGUGGGACUGUUUUGUCUCUCAUUGGAAGGCCAAUCGAAGCUCUCAAACUUCAAUGAAUUCAUUAUUGCAACAUACAAGAAAUGUUCUUACAUAUGAGGUUUGGAUUUGAUAUAUAAAUAUAUUUAUUCGUAAACUUAAUUUGUUCGUAGAGCUGUAAAUGACAAACAAUAAUGAAUUGCUGCAUUAUAGUCUUUUA
Messenger RNA from Andrographis paniculata, 2338 nucleotides. RefSeq names its product probable 1-deoxy-D-xylulose-5-phosphate synthase 2, chloroplastic. Bases 51 to 2198 code for a protein of 715 amino acids. The transcript has 10 exons. Lineage: Eukaryota; Viridiplantae; Streptophyta; Magnoliopsida; Lamiales; Acanthaceae. Gene Ontology annotation, biological process: terpenoid biosynthetic process. Gene Ontology annotation, molecular function: 1-deoxy-D-xylulose-5-phosphate synthase activity. The record is from RefSeq and is a predicted model, not a curated record.